AUUGCGAGCGAAGGAAAGAGAACUGGCCGUGAAUCAAGUUCGGCCCCUUAUGACGGGGAGACGGAGAGCAUAAAGCAAUGCCGGAGGUCACGGUCGAAAAAUAUAUGAGAAUCGAGUAAAAUCAAUAAAUAAGAACCACAAAAGAAGGGCGCACCUCCAAGCCAUGACAGCGAGUGAAAAACGCCGUGAGCGUCUAUAUAGUGAUGGCGUGACGGUGAUAAGGGAGCCAGAUAUCUUUUCCGCCGAUUGACUACGCCGUGGAGCUGCGCACGCGAUUCGUGUGGUGGUAAAAGCUUGAAGCACGGAUCCCUUGUUCGCCACAACUGUGCCACCAUAGCUUCGAUGCGGAAGAAACGCCGUCCCUGCUUCAGCCUGGCUUCCAGCGAAGACAGUGGCGUCGCGCCGGGUUUGGGCUCGAUGCACCAAUGCUCCAGCACCGCCGUGGUGCCCGUGGUCGCCGAGCAGCGGCUCACGGCGGCCAAGCCUAUUCACAGCGACGAGUCACUGGCCGUGUUGUUCGCCCUCAUCGAGAGCAACCCUUGCCUCUGGAAGAACGACUCGAGGAGCUUCAAAAACCUGCGACUCAAGCGCUGCCUUUGGGAACGCUUCGCCGUUCACCUCCAGAAGCUUUUUCCCAUGCUGGGACCGUUCACUGCUGACAACCUGCGGUACGUGUACAGCAUCAAGCGGCGCCAGUACUAUGACGAACUGAAGGACAAGACUGGGCGGACCAAGUCCGGAGAACUCGAAUACACGGGUCGGUGGAAGUUCUUCGACUGCUUGAGCUUUUUACGGGUCCACUCGGAGCCCUUCCGGCCUGCGGUCACCAGUCCGCUACUUCACUUCGAAAAAGACCAAAUGCUUGAGCAGGAGGAAGGGAGCGACGAUGUGCUGUUGGACGACGGUGAACCGAGCGUAGUGGAACCGGAUGAAUCUAGCAUCCUGCCCGACAGCAUCCUCGAACCUUCCGAAGUCGUUGUCAACGACGACCCGGCAGCGAACGUCUGCGUCGUGUACUCAAAUGACCUCAGCUCGCAAGCUUCAUCUCCCCGGCCCACCAAGAAGGCGCGCCUCUCUGCCCUAAGCCUCGGCGUUCAAUCGCUUGUCCCGGUAGACACGUGCAGCAGCAGCAGCGGCAGCAUUGCCAUUCCUCAAGUCGAGAGCGUGCAGCCACCAACCACUGCCGCCGGCGGCUAUUACGACGAGUGCGACCAGUUCGGCAAUAUAAUUGCUAACUACAUGCGUCGCCUGUCGGAUGAGGACCGGCUAGAAUUCCACUGCCACAUCAUGAGCUGCACAAAGGACUUCUUCAAGUGCUUCACCCGUUUGAACAACAAACGGCGCCCGUGAUUACCAGCUAACAAGAGAACUGGCGCAUCGCAAAAGUGAUGUCUGCUUCAAGCUGCACGUCGCAAGUUUCCACGUUUAUGACCUCUCCAGGUCGGCUUAUUUUUCUGGCGCUGCCAUAUAAUCUAAACAGCCUUCGCUCCUGUACCUUCUGUUGCCUGUUCAGACUUGCACAAGGUGUAGUGUUAAUAAAUAUAUUGGUACAAUUCCAUC
Messenger RNA from Dermacentor silvarum, 1560 nucleotides. RefSeq lists its product as uncharacterized. Gene Ontology annotation, cellular component: nucleus; transcription regulator complex. Lineage: Eukaryota; Metazoa; Arthropoda; Arachnida; Ixodida; Ixodidae. The coding region runs from base 343 to 1350 and encodes 335 amino acids. The transcript has 3 exons. Gene Ontology annotation, biological process: regulation of transcription by RNA polymerase II. The record is from RefSeq and is a predicted model, not a curated record.